AUGAAAAAGCCAACGAAAGGAGAGCCUGAUCUUUUGAUUGAGUCUAUGCAAAAAUUGAUUGAGUAAAUAUGCUAAUUUUAAUAAUGAGUCAUAUGAAUGAUAGUAAAUUACAUUAAGAGGAGAUAUUUCAAUCUCUUACACCUACAGAUGUUUAAAAAAUAUUAACAAAUUUUGAGGAUAAAAAUUAAAUAAUGAGAAAGACUUCAGCAGCAUUUUUAUGUGAACUUGUUUUUGAUAAUCCUACAGUUUAAAAAGGAUUUUGUGAGAUUUCAAAUAUUUUACCUAUGGAUGGCAAAGUAAAAAUAGAUAAAAUUAGAUUUGUGUUAAUAAAAUACCAUAAUCAUUAUUGAGUUAAUCUAAACAUUUACCAGAAAUAUUUGAGACAAUAAAAAGUGCUUAAAUUCCAUUUGAUAAUGAUUUAAAUUAUCCUUUAUGUUGGUAUUUUGAAAAUUAGAGAGAUAAGGUAUGGAAGAAAGGUUUAAAAUUCAUUAAAUUUGAGAAAAACAAUAAUAAUGCAAAGAGUAGAAUAGAGAAAUUCAUAGAUCCAUAAAUACAUUUGUUUGGUUUCAUAAUAGCAAAUAAAAAAGAAAUUUAAUCAUAAGAUGAAAUAAAGAAAGCUACAAUAUAAACUAGAUAAUAGUAGAGUGUGUCCACUUAUGAAUAGAAUGUGAAAAGAAUACCAAAUGUUUAGAAACUAAGACCAAAUUCAGGAUAAUCUCCAAUUUAAUCAGUGAGUCCAAUGAUAAAAAGAUAAAGAAUAAUGAAUAAUUCUGUUGAUUAUGAUACAAGUGUAAAUAAAUCAACUCUUGGUAAAACAAUUAUGGAAACAGAAUAAUUAUAAACAAUAAAUGAGAUAGAUAGACCAAAAUCUAAAUUGGAAACUAAAAAAAGUACAACUAAUAAUAAUGUUUCAAAUAUCUAGAAGAGAUUUAAAUGA
Paramecium pentaurelia is the source of this 937-nucleotide messenger RNA. The record is from the annotation of a GenBank genome assembly. Lineage: Eukaryota; Ciliophora; Oligohymenophorea; Peniculida; Parameciidae.